AUGGUUGUGAUAUAUGACGAUCGUGUCGUAUGUGAUGCUGUUUGUGUUCGAGGACUUUCCGGGAUCGAUGGUCGCGGCCGGAUUCGCGGCCCAAGUGUGUCACUUGCUCAUCAUGCGAACGUUCCCGCUCUGUUGUUGGCGUGGAACCAUUAUGUAGCGUUUAGCUACUUUUCAAGCAAAUAUUUCGCAUUGUCUGAGAUUUUGACGUAUUUUACGUUGUUCAUGUGGCUGGUGCCAUUUGCGCUGCUGGUGUCGUUGUCCGCUAACGACAACGUAUUACCGUCGUAUGCUGACGCGGGCGAAGCUCAUCCUCUCCUAUCAAACCACGACGUUGUGAGCCAUUAUUUCUCGAAGCGAUCGAGCAAGAAAUAUGGCCUUCUCCAAGCGUUGCAGUCAGCGAAGGAGUACCUCGUCCCGCAAUUAUCAAAGAAAUCGUUCUAACCCUUCGAUUUGUGCCUUUUGUCGAGGUUUCGUUUCGUUUUCCGUCUUGUUUAGAGUGGAUAACUGUUGUUCGACGAGGAGCCGAACGAUUUUAGUAUCAUUUUUCCCAACUGUGAUGGUCCACCUUUAAGUUUCUUUUCCACUUUCGUGAGGGGUUUCGGCUUUUCGGG
Molecule: messenger RNA, 611 nt
Organism: Notodromas monacha
Lineage: Eukaryota; Metazoa; Arthropoda; Ostracoda; Podocopida; Cyprididae
Source: the annotation of a GenBank genome assembly